This is a messenger RNA of Armigeres subalbatus, 1194 nucleotides long. RefSeq lists its product as uncharacterized. The record is from RefSeq and is a predicted model, not a curated record. NCBI's taxonomy places the organism in Eukaryota, Metazoa, Arthropoda, Insecta, Diptera, Culicidae. The transcript is spliced from 2 exons. Bases 1 to 1194 code for a protein of 397 amino acids.
AUGGGAUGCGUUUACUUUAGCAACACCAUCACGCUAUCAGGCAUUAGGUUACAGUGGCCAAACGUCCCGGAUUAUGCGGGACAGUUCCGCGUUCAACCUAUUUGCCUCGCAUUGCCUGGCGUCCCGGAAAACGUUCCGCAUUUCAUGAUGAAUCUCUGUUUAGCCAGCUCCACCCCACCCCAGCCCCACCACCCCACCCCCUGUUCCACCCCCACCUGUUCCCACCCUGUUCCCACCCCACCCUGUCCCACCUGUUCCCCACCCCAUGUUCCACCCACCCCCCCCUGUUCCCACCUGUUCCACCCCACCUGCCCACCUGUUCUGUUCCCACCCUGUUCCACCCCACCCACCCCACCUGUUCCCCACUGUUCCUGUUCCUGUUCACUGUUCCACCUGUUCCACUCCCCACCUGUUCUGUUCCACUCCCUGUCUGUUCCCACCUGUUCUGUUCCUGUUCCACUCCACCCCUGUCUGUUCCCACCCUGUUCCCCUGUUCCCAGCUCCCACCCCACCUGCCUGUUCCACCUCCUGUUCACUCCUGCCACCCCUGUUCAGCUCCCACCAGCCCUGUUCUGCCCCACCCCAGCCCAGCCUCAGCCUGUUCCACCCAGCCCCACUCCCACCUCCAGCCCCACCACCAGCCUCCCCAGCCCCACCCUGUUCCCACCCCAGCCCCAGCCCACCCUGUUCCCACCCUGCCCCAGCCCCACCCACCCCAGCCCCCUGUUCCACCCUCCCAGCCCCCCAGCUCCCUGUUCCCACCCUGUUCCCACCAGCCUGUUCCAGCCCCACCCCACCCCUGUUCCACCCCACCCUGUUCCCACCCCACCCCUGUUCCCCACCAGCCCUGUUCCACCUGUUCCCACCCCACCCUGUUCCAGCCCCACCCCACCCAGCCCCACCACCUGUUCCCACCUGUUCCCAGCUCCACCCCACCCUGUCUGUUCCUGUUCCACCCCUGUUCCCACCUGUUCCCACCCCACUCCUCCCCACCUCCCUGUUCCACCUCCCACCCCACCCCAGCCCACCUGUUCUCACUCCCCACUCAGCUCCUGUUCAGCCCUGUUCCCCACUCCCAGCCCCAGCCUCAGCCCCAGCCCACUCCCAGCCCAGCCCCCACUCCCAGCCCACCCCUGUUCCCAGCUCCAGCCCAGCCUCACUUUAGCUCCCAGCUCACCACCUCAGCUCCCCUAG